Opisthorchis viverrini is the source of this 3662-nucleotide messenger RNA. RefSeq lists its product as hypothetical. Lineage: Eukaryota; Metazoa; Platyhelminthes; Trematoda; Opisthorchiida; Opisthorchiidae. Gene Ontology annotation, biological process: protein sumoylation; regulation of transcription by RNA polymerase II. Bases 139 to 2979 code for a protein of 946 amino acids. Gene Ontology annotation, molecular function: SUMO ligase activity; transcription coregulator activity; zinc ion binding. The record is from RefSeq and is a predicted model, not a curated record. The transcript has 4 exons.
CUUUACUGAAAUUUGUGGUAUCCAACUGCCUUUGUGAACACUCACCCGAGGCUGUGAGAUCCUCUGGACCACUAAUUUUAUCGUCUGCUGCAUUUGCGUUCAGAAACAGAUCGGUUGGUUUGUCCAAUCACCAACGGUAUGGUUUGGGGACCUACUCAAAUUUCAUUGGCCGAUGUGAUGCAUCAAUUUCUUCCCGGAGGUAUCCAUGUUUGUCGUUUCGAAUUCGACUUGACCGCGAACCACUUGAACACAAUUGUUGGACGUAGUGACCUGGACAUCGUCGUGUGCAGUCACCUACUAUCUGAACCACUUCAAGUAUGCCAUUGGCCUUCGGAUGCGGUGCAGAUACGCUUCAACGAAUAUCUUCUGCGAUUGGAUCGAAGUUCUGUUGGUGGUGGACAAUCGGCACACAAAGUGGCUUGCGUGAAGCAGUUAUGUAGACCCGGUAGAAAUCAGUUGGAGAUUGCCAUACUGGGUCUCGGAGAAGAUCCGAGCCAGGCAGCCACGAUGAACAAGAGGCAUACAAUGGCCGGUCUCUUGGAAACACAUCGCUUUGCGGCAUUCAUGGCUCACAUGCCCGCACUGAAUGUUCUCUUGGACGGAUUAAAGCGACGGCGACCGGCUGGGGUGAACGCGCUUUGCGACAUCCUAGAGGGCCGGGUUGGGUCCCGCAGUGAAUCCUCCGGGAGUCUUCCUUCACCUGCCCGUCCCACUCCCGUGGUGGCCGAACUAAACCUGGUCUGUCCCGUAUUUCGAACUCGAAUGAAUGUGCCAGGACGUAUCAUGGGCUGUGAACACGUCGAAGCGUUCGAUAUGGAGGCAUUUCUUCGUCGAGAGGUCCUUUGGCCACGACUAAACUGUCCGAUUUGCAGGCACAAGAGCCCUGCUGGACUGGACGGUUUGUGCAUCGAUACAACCAUUUUGAACGCUUUGAAUCUCGUACACCCUGCGAUCGAAACUAUUUUGGUACGAUCCGACGGCUACUGGAGAUUACCAGCCCAUAUAUCGUUAGAUCUGCCACCGGACAUGGAUCAGUGGCAACCAGUUAUUGGUCCACUGACAGAAAUUGUCACCCAAGCUUUUUCUUCUAUGGCGAUGGUUAAAACGGGUGAGGCUAGAGGAACACAACCCUCAACUGCAACAGCUUGUACAACACCUGAUUGGACUACGGGAGUAUCUGCAACACCAUCAACACCCCAACGAAGUGGUCAGUCAAGACCCAACUGUUUGAGUCGGUCGAAAUCGGGCCCUGUUGGUGCACCACCUCUAACACCGGGCAAAGAGGUUAUCUCUUCUCCCCCAUGGCCCGUCUGGUCUGGAUCACCAUCCGUGCAAGAGAAGGUUGGCGGACCUCAGUCCUCAGAAUCCGGAUCUAAUGAAGGGACUAAUAACGUACGACAGCCAGGAGCCACACGACCAUCCUCACAACCAAUUACAUGGCUGGGGAUGCAGUCAUCACCGCACGAGCAGCGUGUUACGUUGACCCCUCAGCAUACACAAUCGCCGAGAUCAAGUUCUGAUUCCUCGAACGCAUGUCAAUAUCCAUCGACGGAUCCUGGGGACAGCAAAUAUCAGACAACGCUUCGUCAACCUAUCUCAGCGUAUGACAGCACUAUUCCGCAUCGCUCUACAGAUGCUUUUGAUGGCAACUCAAAAGCCCGCCGCAGUUCCACCGGUUCGACUCGCUUGACUGCCCUUGGUACCGAAACUGUUUCCACGUUGCCUACUGUUCCUGAGCACAUGAUGGUCCCCCAAACCGCGCAGAUGGGCUGGUCCGAUUCAGUCUCUUCUUCCUCAAGAAACGGUUCUCCAAGUAGGACCCCCUUAUCAGCCAGUCAUGCGGGCUCCUCACUACCCACCUCUCCCACUUUGGUAACUCGCCCCGUCGCAUCAUCGAACAGUUUUGCACUCACAUCCAUUCCGGGAGUGAAUAUGCAUCCCACAGAUCAUAUGGGCCCUAAUGUAACGUCUCCGUCAACUUCUGUUGGAUCUUCUGUCUGCCAGGACUCUAUCUGCAAAAGCUUGUCUCGGGAUCCUAGCAGUUUUGAGUCGAAAAGCCCAUCAAUGUCUGCGGCCUCCACAACGACUACCUACUGUUCCACCGUAACCAGUGAGGAAAGCAUCCGGGCUAUGAGUAAGCCCCAAGAUCAUGCUUUGAUUGAAAUAUCGGAGGAGGAAAUUGUGUGCAGACGAAGUGCCAACGAGCCCGAGUGCAACAAGAAGCCGACGUCAUCGUUGAAUAUGGGGUUGGAUUUCCUGCUUUCUGAAGAAAAUUCGGUGGUUGAGCAAGCCGCUAACGGUGCACAAAACUCCAACCUGGUAGCGCAAGUUCAGCCAUUGGGCGAUCAAUCUUUACUAGAAACCGGUACGAUAUCUAGCGAUAUCAACCCACCGGAUGCUUGUGACCGACCACAUUCCAGUCAGAGAAGAAAUACACCGAAUAUCGUCCCAAUUCCCAACAUCGUGUCCAGCGCCGGUGACGACACAGCGAAGACCUCUUAUCAUGGUAGGAGGUUUUCGGGAAGCAGCGAUACAAAUGGACACUCGGCUCAACUCGAGUCAAAUCCUGUUGUUAAGCGGAUCAAAUUGGAUCCAGAAUUAAUCGAAUCCGAGGCAAUCGAGUCUGAUCUGAAAGGAGGUUCUUCUAAGAAUUGUUUCCGUGAUUCAUCCGAAGAUUCCCAGUCUGUUGUUGCUGACCUAAAGAAAUCUGAAGACGAAAAAUCACAGCUACCCAGUCCGUUUCCGAAACAACUGACUAGCCCCUCAUCCGUUGGAGGAAAGCAAGUUUUCUGCAAAAAAGAACAAGGACUUCAGGAAGAACCUUGCCCAAAUGGCUCAUUCACAUCUUCGAACGACCGUUUUUUCAAUGAACGCCUGUGCAGCGACUCCAUUCAUUGCUUAUCUGCUCAGAUUGAUCGGAUAGAAGCGUUUCUUGAUGAAUCUUACAUCCGCUUUGUUGAAAACUUUCCGUGCGUUUGAUUUCUCCCAGAUAAACACAUCACUGGGUCCUACUGGUUCCACAUUACAGCAUGGUCCAUUCCAUCCCACGACUAAGUUUUACCCAUCUAAGCGCAACUACCAUUUGUGUGGUGCGCUGUGCAUUCUAAGUGGCCGCACUAUGAGCAUCGUUAGUCUGUUUUUAUCGUGUUUCCGCAUUUUACGAAUACUCUGCUACUCGUUAGGUCUUGUAUGUAUGUUAACUUUACACUACUUUGUUUUCCCACCACAGCCGAGCGGUUGCCAUUUGUACAAAUAUAUUGUGACGAUUUGAACUACUUAAAUUAGUAGGUAGUAGUACGACAAAUAUUGAGAGAAUCAAACAUCAUGUACUAAUCUCAAAGGAAACCAUAUUUUUUGUCUGUAAGAUGACGUUGAUGAUAUUGAUCGGUUGGGAUCGUAUGCCUUCGAAAUUUGUAGUUACUUGUAUUAUUCAAAAUGUGCAUUUUCUACAACGUGACCUGCUUCGACUACUUUCAGAAGCUGACUUCUCACUCCGUUUUUGAUUCUGCUGCGGACUUCGGAGCACGUUUUGAAUCUCUCGUGUCCUUUUCCUGAUAUGAAUUUUUCAUAUUUUUCAACCACUUUGUCUCCCAACAACCAAACAACUCACUGUGCAUACAAACUAACAUUAUCUUCAAUGUAAAAAUGUUUUUCUUUCGCGG